Molecule: messenger RNA, 932 nt
Organism: Eutrema salsugineum
Lineage: Eukaryota; Viridiplantae; Streptophyta; Magnoliopsida; Brassicales; Brassicaceae
Exons: 1
Coding region: 94-681 (195 amino acids)
Source: RefSeq, a predicted model, not a curated record
UUGUUCACCGAAUCUUCUGCUAGAUUGUCCUUUGUUUCCAAAAGCACGAAUCGCACGAAGAAGAAGAAGAAGUCAAAGACGAUACACACAACAAUGGCGACCUCAUCAUCAUCCUCUUACCUCUUCCUCCUCAUCGCGAUCAUCGUCUCUUCCCUUUCAGUCUCCACCAUCGCCGCUCGUCCUUGCAAAACCUUCCUCAUCUCCUCCUAUUCCCUCUCAAUAACCCCAGAAGAAAACCCUAACCACGAAUCCGAUCUCUCCUCCACUCGAUUCGUCACCGUCUUCACCAUCCGCCGUCUCAAUCCCCACCCAAUCGUACCUUUCUUCGUCAAUCGCCGCCAUGGAUUCCUCCCUUCCGCCGUUGAGAAACCUCAGAUCCAACGAUCGGAGGACGAUCGUGCCCAAUCAGCCUUCCCUAUGAUCUUCGAUAACAUCAAUUCGUUCAGAGACCGAACCAGAGACAUCCUCAGCGUCGUCGUGGCUCUCUUGUUCGGCGUCGGUUGUGGUGCCCUAACCGCCGCGACUAUGUACCUCGUCUGGGCUCUUGUCGUGAAUCGCCAUAGCUACAAUUUCGAGGAAGAUGAUUUCGAGAACGAUGAAUCUGAUGAAGCUAGCUUGAAGAAAUUGGGUUACGUCAAGAUCCCUGCUCCAGUUUCAGCUCCUGUGAAGGAAGCUGCUUAAUUCGAGGUUGUUCUUAUCCUAAUACCCAAACAGCAAAAACAAACAAAAAUUUCCUUUUGUGAAUUCAGUUUCUGCAUAUUAUCAUCAGUGUCUCUGCUUUUAACGUUGUUGUCUUAUCUAUGUUGCGUAUCAGUAAAUUCGAGUCUUUUAUGGAUUUAUCUAAACCUAAUAUACUUGAAAUUCGAGUCAUUUAUGAUUUGUAGUGGAUGUUUAUAAAUUAUAAAUUGUGUAAGUGUGUGAUUAUGAUGUUA